This is a messenger RNA of Engraulis encrasicolus (European anchovy), 553 nucleotides long. Its product is annotated as rheacalcin-1-like. Gene Ontology annotation, molecular function: signaling receptor activity. NCBI's taxonomy places the organism in Eukaryota, Metazoa, Chordata, Actinopteri, Clupeiformes, Engraulidae. Bases 74 to 553 code for a protein of 159 amino acids. The transcript is spliced from 5 exons. The record is from RefSeq and is a predicted model, not a curated record.
CACCACCACCACCACUCCAGCACCUGUAGCAACCCCCACCACCACUCCAGCAUCUGUGACUACAGCCACGCCCAUGAUGUGUAAGAAAUCCAGGUGCUUUCUAGGUGAGCUGAUGUAUGUGAACAGCAGUGUGUCCUGGCUGGAGGCCCUGGACUGGUGUGAGCAGAGGGGCCUGAGGCUGCUGCACAUCCUGAGCGAGGCCACCCAGACGCAGCUCAACCUGCUGCUCAGCUCCCUGGAGCCACCCUACGGUCCCGCCGACAUAGUCUGGGUCGGAUUGGUACACUGCUUCCUACAGCCAAGGGAGACCUGGGAGUGGUUGGAGGGUCCUCUGGAGCGCUACACACACUGGCACCCCACUGACUUCCCACGCUGGCGCUUUGGAUACCACUGUGGACAGGUGACAAAGGCGGAGUCAGGAGACUACAUGUGGCUGGAUGACUGUUGCUCUCGGAAACGCCCCUUUGUUUGCCAGAAGGUGACUGAUGGGCGCAGUAAGGGGACCAAUCCAGCGAGGGGCGGCAGAGCGCCUUGCUACCAGCGCUACACUUGA